AGCAACGACUCAGCCUCAAUCUUCCUAAACGAAUCUCCAAAACGCCAAUAUGACAAAAUCCGCCUCUUUCGAUGUGAUAGGAACAUGUUUCGCCUUCGAUGUCCCUAUAUCCACCAUCCAUUCCCGUCUCGGCCCUAAACUUGUAACCGCGGCUGUGGACCCCAAAACGCUCUUCUUCUCCUGGUUCUAUGCUGCUCAACGUGACUUCACCUACGUCUCCAUGACCGGUGCCUACGUUCCCAUCGCCCAGGUUCUCAAGUCUACGUUCCGACGCGCAUGCGCCGUUGUCGAUCUACCCGUCGACGCCGUCACCGACGAAGACUUGGAAGAGAUCAUGAAAGCAUUCAAGGCCAUGAAGCCGCGCGAAGGGCUGAAAAAGUGUUAUGAUGGACUGAGGGAAGCGGGCUGGGAUGUCUAUGGUGUAACAAAUGGAGGGUCAGAGACCUCUUUGAACUACUACCGUAACGCGGGCAUUGAAUUGGACGAACAGCAUCUACUCAGUUGUGAUGCCAUUCAAGUUGCAAAACCAGAUGUACGCGUUUAUGAGAAUGCGCAGAGGCAUUUGGACGAAAAGGUGAAGCAUACUGGUUCUCUGGGAAAGGGAGAGGGUGCGAGAUGGUUCAUCGCGGCGCAUGCGUGGGAUUUGAUUGCAGCCAGGAAGGCUGGAUUCCACACUGCGUAUCUGGACUUUGAGGAACAUGACCCUUGUACAGAUGUUUUUGGGGAAUUCGAUCUUUACGCGUCUAGUAUGGAAGAGUUGUUGGUCAAGCUUAAGGAUUGGAAAGCAGGUUCUUAGCGGAGUCUUGUUGUUGUGAUGAUAAUUUUUCACGAUCUUCCUCUAAGAGCUAUGGUGCAUCAAAAAUGUCUGGGCCGAAGCUAGGUAUGCAACGUGUGAACUGAACAGGUCCCAGAACGCCCCGUGGAGUCUACAUCCGCAGAUAUGUCCACCUAGAUCCACAUCGCUCACAAUCCAUGCGAAU
Molecule: messenger RNA, 980 nt
Organism: Alternaria alternata
Lineage: Eukaryota; Fungi; Ascomycota; Dothideomycetes; Pleosporales; Pleosporaceae
Product: HAD-like protein
Exons: 1
Coding region: 50-796 (248 amino acids)
Source: RefSeq, a predicted model, not a curated record